ACUGGGUGAAUUUCACUUUUACUUUUAUAAUUUUCUAUUAAGGUAUCUUUACUUUUACUCAAGUGUGACAAUUGGACACUUUUUUCACUACUACAAGCUGGUCGUCUGUGAGUUUGAAGGUCAGAGCCAGAUCACACAACACUUUUUACUUCCAGUGCGCAGUCUUUCAGAUCAAGUCAAAGCACUGCAAUCUGAAUGGCACUGUAGUUGACCUGAUGUCAUUUCAUAUCAAGAUAAUCCAGGAAAUGCGCCGUUUAUUUUACUGCAAGGAUUUCUUUCCUACUUAUUUUGUAUUGUUCAAUUCGAUCAUACAGGUACUUCACAGUUUAUCAUGGUAAUGUCCUGAAUGACUUGAAUUAAAUAGUUGACCUUGUUUUUCAGACAUGGCAGUAAAGCCCAUCAACAAGCGGGCGGUGGGCCAGGCCUUCGAGGUGAUCCUGAAGACCCCAUCACCGGUGUCGGACACAGCCCACAGCGUAACCUCGCCCCCCAAGAGGGAGGUGUCCCUAGAGGACAUCCAGAAGAAACUGGAGGCAGCUGAGGACCGGAGGAGGUCCCAGGAGGCCCAGGUGCUGAGGGCCCUGGCAGAGAAGAGGGAGCACGAGAGGGACGUGCUGCUCAAGGCCAUGGAAGAGAACAGCAACUUCAGCAAGAUGGCAGAGGAGAAGCUCACCAUGAAGAUGGAGCAGAUCAAGGAGAACCGGGAGGCCCACCUGGCAGCCAUGAUGGAACGCCUGCAGGAGAAGGAAAGACACGCAGCCGUGGUGCGCAGGAACAAAGAGCUGAGGGAAGAGCUGACAGCGUGAGCCCCACCUCUCCCCAACAUCCACUAACCACAUCCCUCCAUCCAGCCUCACACCUGGUCACUCCACAGCAGACACCAAGCCCUGGAGACCUGGAGGGUGGAGGACCUCACUACCAACACACUACACCACCCACCCAACCCCUCCAUACACACACACCCUCUAUCAGUAUUAACGGUGGACAUGAAAAAGGAUCACACUCUUUUGGAAAAUCAAUAACAUGAAAACAUGGGUAUUAUUUUGUAAAUACUUUCUUUAAUUGAUCUGUCUAUCUCUCGCUCUGUCUCUCGUGUGUGUGUCCUUGUGUGUGUGUGUGUGUGUGUGUGUGUGUGUGUGUGUUUCAAGUGAGGUGUCAUAUCAUCAGCGUCCUCUCUCUGGUAGUUCCAUAGAUAGAGAAUGGAUGCUCCACAUUCAGCACACUAAAAUGACUAUAUUUAGAUAUGUCACAACGAUCUGCCUGCAUCCUCCACAAGCUGACUACUACAGUACAAGAGUUCUCCUUCCGUAUGUCUCAAGCUUCGCUGAAUAAUGCUUUGGGGUUCUGUCAACAUGGCAUGCGCCAUCUCAUUAUUUUCUGUGCUAAAGACAAGGAAACAUGUAAACUGCCAAAUAAAAGAACCAAUGACCUAAA
Coregonus clupeaformis (lake whitefish) is the source of this 1434-nucleotide messenger RNA. Its product is annotated as stathmin-2-like. Gene Ontology annotation, molecular function: tubulin binding. The coding region runs from base 384 to 806 and encodes 140 amino acids. The transcript is spliced from 3 exons. Lineage: Eukaryota; Metazoa; Chordata; Actinopteri; Salmoniformes; Salmonidae. Gene Ontology annotation, cellular component: growth cone; neuron projection; cytoplasm. Gene Ontology annotation, biological process: regulation of microtubule polymerization or depolymerization; neuron projection development; microtubule depolymerization. The record is from RefSeq and is a predicted model, not a curated record.